AACACAGACGUGUACGUAGACCCAUUACUAACAGGAAGUGUUUAGAAGAGUGCUGAGAUGUCGUGAAUAUCCCGAGCUUAACUCGAAUUCUAUCGUCCGUUUUUUUUUUUUUUUUUUAACUAAUGUCUGUAAGAGAAAUGUCCAGAGAGUUACAGGUAAACGUCGAGGAUCAGUCGAGCUCCACACACACUGUUACAGCCGCGAGCGACCGGAGCGCGAGCAUGGCCAUCGACCAGGACGGAGAGUGGGAUAUCAGUCUGUUUGAUGAGUUAGACGGCCUGGGAGAUGCUGAGGAGUUGUUGCAGGCUCUCGAGAAUGCAGGUUAUAUUGGGAGCGCUUCUGAUGUGAACCUGGACAUGGAUCUCCCAGUCUGGAGCUCAGAGGCAUGGGGAGACACCAGCAGCAUGUGUACAGAGGGAGACAUUUUAGCAGACUCGAGCUCUCCGACACACACCUUCAGCUCAGUGUCUUCACCGUCAGCAGAGGCCCAGUCACCAUGCUCUCUAUUUGACGAUGCUCCGUCUCCGCUUUCGCCUCAGUCUCAGCCCUCUCCGCUCUCCGUCUGCUCCGACUCCAGCAGCUCUGUUGACCUGCCUCCUGAGAAGAAGCUGGUCAGGAAGACCAAUCAGACAAAAGUUAAACCUGUCUUGAGGCCAAUUCACCUGAGCCCCAAAGUCUCCAUUCAGCCGAAGCCCCUUAUCACAGCACUUCCCAUCACUCAGACUGCAGGAGCCUUGCAGACCAAAACCAUCAUCAUCCAGCCGGUGCAGGCCACCAUCGUGCCCGUGGUCAAACCUGCGCCCAUCACCAUCCAGCCAGCCCCCACUGCAGGUCACUCCACCUUGCUCUCUCAGCCCACGGUUCUGCAGCUGCAGUCUCCACAGGUUGUUCCUGCAGGUCCCCAAGUGCUCAGCAUGCCAAGCCUGGUACAGGACAGGCCCACAAACCUCACCACCCCUGCCGCCUCCUUGCCUGUCCUAGGCAUCCCGCUCAGAAACCCUCCAUCAGAUGAGGAUUCCAGCAUGUCACGACGACAACAGCGGAUGAUCAAGAACAGAGAGUCUGCAUCUCUAUCACGGAAGAAAAAGAAAGAGUACUUGCUGACCUUGGAGGCCCAUCUAAAAGUUGCACUGUCUGAGAAUGAGAAGCUAAAAAAUGAAAAUGGCACACUGAAAAGGCAAUUGGAGGGACUGAUGAAUGAAAACACCAUUCUUAAGGCAACUGCUCCAAAACGACGGGCCGUGUGUCUCAUGGUUGUCCUGCUUUCCUUGGCCAUCAACAUUGCACCAAUGAGUCUUUUUAAAGAGGAUGGAAACUCCAGCUUUGCAGCAGGCCCUAGUCCCAGUAGCAGACAUCUGUUGGGCUUCUCGUCAGACAGUGACAUGGGGGACAGCAUACAUGAUUCUCUGUCUGCUCAAAAGUUGGAAUCAAUGCCAGAGGAAAAGGCUCUUAUGGUGGUUAAAAGGGAUCCACUCCUUCUCAGAACUCCUCCUCCUCCUUGCCAGCCUUCUGUAAACAGGACCAAGUGCAUAAAGAUAGCCAGUGAGCUGAGGGGUUGGGUCCACCGCCACGAGGCAGAGCGCACAAAGAACCAGCGAAACAGCAGCACUCACUCUAGAGCCAGAACAAUCACGAAAAUGGCAAGUAAGAAAGCGGAAGUGGCUCAGAUUGUGACCGUGCAGUACACAGACUCUUCUGAUAAGCAUUCAGGCAACGAACUGCAGGUCUACUACGCCCCUCACCACACUUACAGCAAUUUCUUUGAUGAGAUCAACCGAAGAGGAGACACCUUCUAUGUGAUCUCUUUCCGCAGAGAUCACCUUCUCCUUCCUGCCACUAACCACAACAGAGGAAGCAGACCAAAGAUGUCCCUUGUGCUCCCAGCAAUGAAUAUAAAUGAAAGUUUGAUAAAGGACAAGGAGUUUGAGGUGAUGAUGCAGAUCGAAUGUGAGGUCAUGGACACCAGGAUCCUUCAUAUCAAGUCCUCCAGUAUCCCACCGAUCCUGAGGGUCAAUGAAACUGGACCUUUCUACCACUCUGCUCCUAAUAAGAAUCCCGCUUCACCCUCUGUCGGAGUCCUCGUGGGCUCUGCUUGACUUCAGAAACUGACCAAUUAGAAGAACUUUUGUCAUGUUUUUUUCUAUUGUUGAACACUUUUGUUUUCCAAAAAUAAUAAGUAGAAUUUUAACUUACUUUAGAAUUAUAUAUGAUUGAAAAAAAAUGAUGGGCCAAGUACUAAACCCUUAGGAACAGCACCCACCCACCCACACAUACACUUGCAUGCACACCGUCAUUAAAGCUCUCAGGAAACAAUAUUGUUGUACAUUAUUGUACAACAAGAGUAUUUGUUGUUCUGUUGUAAAGUAGUGUGUUCAUUCUACUCUGAUUCAAAUUCUUUUACGUUUUAGAUUGAUUUGUGUGUGUGUGUAUGUGGUUUGUACUCAUUUAAUUUUAGCUUUUGUGCUCUGUGAAUAUUUUUAGUUUAUAUAACUAAGUGCUAACAUGAUACAUAUACAAAACUUUAAAUUUAUGACUGCAAAUUUUAUUUUAAUAGUGUAAUUAUUGCACAAAAUAGAAAAGAUGCUAAUGUUACUUUCUCUCGUGUAAAAAAAAAAAUAAAAUUGUAGGUUCAAAUGAAGAUAAAAUAAGUACAACUGCUUAUGCACUGUAUGAUUUUAAGUGAUGCUGGUCAGUUGCUAUUAUUUUGUCUGUUUUUAAAUGUAUGAUGAAAUAAUUCAAGACAGAAAUAAACACUGGAUAUGGUUAAGUUUG
Messenger RNA from Clarias gariepinus (North African catfish), 2772 nucleotides. It is a transcript of the gene atf6, whose product is annotated as activating transcription factor 6. Gene Ontology annotation, cellular component: nucleus. Gene Ontology annotation, biological process: regulation of transcription by RNA polymerase II; endoplasmic reticulum unfolded protein response. NCBI's taxonomy places the organism in Eukaryota, Metazoa, Chordata, Actinopteri, Siluriformes, Clariidae. Bases 123 to 2096 code for a protein of 657 amino acids. The record is from RefSeq and is a predicted model, not a curated record. The transcript is spliced from 16 exons. Gene Ontology annotation, molecular function: RNA polymerase II cis-regulatory region sequence-specific DNA binding; protein binding; DNA-binding transcription factor activity, RNA polymerase II-specific.